Dreissena polymorpha is the source of this 8704-nucleotide messenger RNA. Its product is annotated as N-alpha-acetyltransferase 60-like. The transcript has 6 exons. The record is from RefSeq and is a predicted model, not a curated record. Gene Ontology annotation, cellular component: Golgi membrane. Gene Ontology annotation, molecular function: histone acetyltransferase activity; protein-N-terminal amino-acid acetyltransferase activity. Gene Ontology annotation, biological process: N-terminal peptidyl-methionine acetylation. Bases 171 to 887 code for a protein of 238 amino acids. NCBI's taxonomy places the organism in Eukaryota, Metazoa, Mollusca, Bivalvia, Myida, Dreissenidae.
GUGAAAAUGGUACACUUCCGUAUGAAAUCAGUAAACAAAAAAUUAUCAGUAUUUCUUAUACUUCUCUCUUUUAUAGAAAAGUAUCGAUUCCGAUAAUAAACCGGACAUGUACUAUAUUUAUAAGAUCUAAAACGGAUUGUAUUCAAGUGCAAAUAGGUGACGAUGUCUCGAUGACGGAGGUAAAGACGUUAACCAUACAGCGCGAGGUUCAGCUGCGCUUCCUAUCUCCCGAGGACAUACCAGAAGUCAAGAGGUUAUGUGCGGACUGGUUCCCUAUAGAGUACCCAGAUAUUUGGUAUCAAGAGAUCACCUCAAAUCCGAAGUUUUAUUCCCUUGCAGCAACGUUCCAGGCUAAAAUCAUUGGCCUAAUUGUUUGUGAGAUCAAAGCUAAAUCAAAAUUGAACAAAGAGGACUCGGACAUCCUAGCUCCCUCGUUUCCUUGCUCAGCUCAGGUAGCAUACAUACUCAGUCUCGGAGUCGUUGUAGAGUUCCGUAAACAUGGCAUUGGCUCUCUCCUACUGGAUAGCCUACUCUGCUACUUGACCUCGAAGGAGCGCUGCAACUGCAAGGUUGCAUACCUCCAUGUGCUGUCCACCAAUCAGACUGCGAUACGCUUCUACGAACGGCGUAACUUCAGCGCACAUAGCUACCUGCCAUACUACUACUCCAUACAGGGAAAACCACGUGACGGAUACUCAUAUGUACUUUAUAUAAAUGGGGGAAAACCACCAUGGUCAUUGUUUGACUACGUGAGUCACUGUGGUUCCCUGCUUGGCAAGCUGCAUCCAUGCGCCCUUCCACAGCAGAUCAUGCGCUCUGUGCGGAGAUGCUUCUGUCGGAUACUCAGCGCUGGAGCUCCAGAGACUCCUAGUAGCUACGUGUCGUAGCCCUGUCCGGUAUCAUGGAGCAAACAAACUGGAUGGGUUUUCACCAAACUAUUCUAAGAAAGUGGAGGAAAUAAUGUUCUUAUAGCUAAAAUGUUCAAAAUAUGAUUUAUUUUGUGUGCCCAUGUUUGCAUUUAUAUUUACCAACUCUAAUUAUAUCAAUCAUGACUCUACAUAUAGAAAUAUGUGUUUCUUACAUAAAAUUCAAGUUAAACCCAUAUUUCUGCAAACUGAAGUGGUUUUGUAACAAGAAUGAUUUACAAAGAUGGUUAAUAUUACAUGAUUCGUGACUUAGAAUUGAUUCGUGACUUAGAAUAAUCUUUUACAAGAAUUAGCUUGAAUUAAUUAUUUUGUUGCCGGUAUUUCUGCAAGCUCUUAAAUAUUUUGCAAGCAAAACAAUGCAAUUGAGAUAAGAACUAUUCUUCUUAGAACAAAACUGUGUUCUUCAUUUUAUAAGUAAGACUGGGUUGGUGAAUGGGUCCCUAGUCGUACAUGGAACAUACAGGGUGGAGUGGGGUGAUAGUUGUCUGCAAAUAGUCAGCACGGGUUGUUUUAUUGUUUAAUUUCUUGUUUUGAGUUAUUGUCCUCUUAAUGAUUUCAUUUCAUCCUUACUGAUAUAAGCUGCAUUCUGUGAAAAGGGGGUUUAAUUCAAGAGCUUAAAGUGUCAUCCAAGAUUAGCCUGUGCAGUCUGCACAGGCUAGUCAGGGGCAACACUUUCUGCUUUUAUUGCAUUUUUCGUUUAAAGGAUGACCCAUCUUGACGAACAUCUAGUUAAGUCGGAAAGUGUUGUUUCUGAUAAGCCUGUGCAGCCUGGGCAGGCUUAUCUGGGACAACAUGUAGGCUUAUCUGGGACAACACGUUAAGCACAUGCAUUUAACCCCCUUUUCACAUAGCGAGGCUCAUUUGUAUAAUAUUUGUGCAGAAUGUGUGCUGUUUACAGCUGAGAUCCCCGGUUUGCCCCAAUAUAUGUCCUGGUCAUGAUUUCUCUUAUCUAUCUGUUCGACAUGUAUUUGUCAUUGUAAUAGGCCAGGUUUUUGUAGCUGAAAAAACUUAACCUAAAACCAAUGUUUCCAAAAUAUUCAAUUAAAUCUGUUCUACUGACAAAACAACUACUUUAUUCUUUUUCUAUAUAUAAUAAUUAUAUGUAGUGGAUCUAGGUUCCAACAGCUUAACAUAUACAAUAAGUGAAAUAAAUACACUAUAAAUUAUGUGUAUACCGCAUAUUCAAGUGCACAUAAUUUAAAAAAGAAAAAUAACACUUACUUAUAGAAGAAUUUAGAUUUUAUUGAAUGGUUUAUAUUAAUUCCUCGUCUUGUAAGAACUAGAAAUAGUAUGUUCUUGUAUAUCUUUUUAAAACAUUAAUUUCUUAUAUUAAGGGGUUAAGUUUAAAGUAUAUCAAAAUGCAAUGUGCAAGUAACAUGUGUGAAAUGUGACUUGAUGGAUUUGAGGUAUUCAUUGUCUGCAUUCCAUUUAGUAUUUGCUCAUACAUAUUCAACUCAGAACAAAACAUUAACCUGAAAUAUAAGAAAAUUAUAUUUAAGUUCAAAGGUUAUGCAUCAUUUUUGUCCUAUGUAUGUGUAGAAGCUAGUGCUGUGAUUCCUCUACGGGGACUUGUACUCUUAAAUCAUUAAUGAAGCAGUCAUUUGGAAAUACAGAUUUAAGUUACCUUGCGGUAUCAGCUAUGUGAUGCCAUCAUGGGUCUUUGUAUAUCCAUACAGUGUAGCUCCAUAUAUGCAUUCACAUCUGUCCACUCCCUUUGCAUAUGUCCAGUCUGAUGAAGAGUCAUAAUGUCAGCUUAUUUGACACAAAAACAUUGCGUGAUUUUAAAGCAAAAAUGUACAGACUGAUCUGGAGCUACUCUUGCAGUAUAUGGAAUAAUAUCAGGUUCUUAUGAUGUUUGAAACUAAGCUAUGGCAUUAUACAGUACAUGUCUAAUUAUUAAUCAGAAAUGUGUACAGUGUAUUUUAUCAAGGUAUUGUAAAUCUUGUUCCAUUAAAUUACAUAAUUCUGUAGCAAUAGGCAUAAUAAUCAAUGUGAGACAUGAAAUAAAGCAAAACAUAAUAAUUAUUUGUGCAAUGAAAUUUCAUUCCCAUAUUGUCAGGUUUAAACUUGAUGAUGAUUUAGAUAUAAAAGAAUAUUAUUUUAUAUUUAAGCAUGUAAAAUGCUAACAAUCUAGAAUUCUUGCAAUGUACUUACAUGUACUAACCAGAAAAAGAUAAUUGCCGUUUUUAAUAUGUACAAACAUACAUACUGACAAUUUAAAUAAUAAUGUUGUUUGAAGUUUCCUGUAUUUAUUUAUACCGGUAGUUAAUGGUAAUUGUAACAAAAUGACUUGACUGAAUGUAUGAUAUAUCAAAUUGUGUAAAGUUCAAACACUGCAAAAUUAUAUUUGUCUUUCAUCUAUUGCAUGAAAUCCUGUAAUUGUGAGGUGUAACACAGAUUUGCCAAUUGGAUAUGAGCCUUGCUCUGUGAAAAGGGGUUUCAAUGAAUGUGCAGACUGCACAGGCUAAUCUGAGAUGACAGUUUGCACACAUGCAUUAAACCCCUUUUUCACAGAGCAUGGCUCAAACAUAUACCCAUAUGCAGAGCUCUAAAUAAGGUUGAAAAUGUACAUGUAUACUAAAGGAUACUUUUUGUGAUAUAGUACACCUUGACCAUGACCUUUUAAUGGUAUUAGAGAUUUAUAAAGGGUGGUCUUUAAGCUUAAGUUAACCCGUUACCACUUAGAAACAUAUCUUGACGCAUUUGAAGUCCAAAAAAAAGUUAUAUUUAAUUAAAGACCCUUCUUACUAAAUUAAAUUUUAAAGACUUUAUUUCCAACCCUUUGAUACUGAUGAGCAGCAAACAGCAUAAAACCUUAACAGCCUGCGAGUUACUCGCAGGCUGUUCUGGUUUUAUGCUGUUUGCACAUAGCCAUUUUUACUUUGAUCCUGAGAGGGAAAAGGUUAAGUGGGCUUUAAACUAAAAUGUUUUUUAACAGAUUAUAAAGGGUGUGAAAUAUGUAAUUGUAAAUGUAACAAUCAUAAAAAAACUGGUAGUGUUUGAUUAAAUAUGUUAAGAUAAUUGUUUUCAGAUAGAAAUUACCUUUUUGGAAGGGUCAAUGUUGACCUGUAGCCCCUCUAUACUGGGAAAACAGGGCUUAAUGCAUUGGUGUUAAGUGUUGUUUCAGAUUAGCCUGUGCAGCUCACACAUAUUAUCAGAAAAUACACUUUCUCUUUUAACAGUGUUUUUCUUAUAAAGGUGUCUUCUAAUGACAAAUUGUAGGCUAAAAGUGGGGUCCCUGAUCAUCCUAUGCAGACUGCACAUAUGGGACAACACUACCUACUUGCAAUAAGACUAGUUUCCCCACAAUGAGUUUCAAUUAUUUAAUGGUUACUUGACCCCCUUGCUACAAAUUCUAAAUUAUAUUUGUAAAUUUACAUGGUUAUUUACUCAAAUACCUGUGUUACAUAUGACUGUGUUUGUUUUGUAUUUAUUGACAAGGAAUGGAGAAGCUUAUGUGUCAGCAAAGCUGUAAAGAAAAUACAUGUAAUUAAAGUUUUUAUGGUUUAAAUUUUUUUGUCAAAAAUAAGAGCAAGCAAUUUGUUAAAGACAUAUUUUGGUUGCAAACAUAUGUAAGCUUUUAUAAUAGCCUGGCCUUUAUAAACAUAACUUGUAAAGUUAAGCCAUUUUUAAAUAUCUGAAUGUUAUUUUGUAUGAAAAAUAUAGGUUUUAGUUGUUACAUAAUUACCCGUAUGUGAACCCAGUCAUGUAAGAAAUCAUCCAGCUUUUGAACGCUGAGUGUGAUUUUUUGCUUACGAAUAUUUGACUGUUUAUACCAGUCAUUGUAUGUGCUUUGUUUAAUUCUUAGUAUUAUAACCCGGUUAGAGGUUGUUGCUGUUGAUGUUACCAUCUCUUUACAAUGGCAUGUAUGUACUUACUAGCUCUUGCAGUCAUUUUACGAUUCGUUUGUUUUGGAUGUCACACAGCGAAAUGCAAUUGAGCCUAAUCAUUGGAAGUGGAAAUUUCCAUAACUGUAUCAAUUCGUUACUGGUAGAAACAGUGCAGUACUUGGGCACAAAUGAAUUACUGGUAACAUAUUAUUUAUUAAAUUAUGUAUAAUUAUAACUCGCUACCAUUUUUUUAUUUUGUGAAACAAAUCCUUAUAAUCAUUUUAAUUAAAACAGGAAUCAGACAGGGAACAAAGUUGAAAAAAACAACAUUUACAUUUCAGCCGCAUCUCGAAAAAAUGGUCAGCCUAGCUCCUGACCAGCCUGCGCAUCUUUCCACUUAUGGAAACCUUUUGCAAAGUGUAGCUUGACCAGACGGCUCUAAUGCGCAGGCUGGUCCGGAGCUACACUGGCUUCAUAUUGCAUAUAUGGUCCAUUUACGCAAGCAGCUCUUUUAAUUGAGUUUUUACUCGCCUAGUUUAUGAUUAAAAAAACUUGCAGUUUGUACAUAAGCUGAUAAACAAAUGGACAUUACUUUACCACACAUAUUCAUGUUCAACCCUUUACCACUUAGAUACUUAUUUUUACGCAUGUGUAGUCCCUUAAAAAGUUAAAUUUAAUUAAAGACUUACUAGAUUCAAGUUUAAAAGGCUUCAUAUCCAACCCUUAGAUACUGAUGAGCAACAAACAGCAUAAAACCUUAACAGACUGGGAGUUACUCCCAUGCUAUUCUGGUUUUAUGCUGUUUGCACAUAGCAAUUUCCACUUGCCUCUGAGUGGGAAAGGGUUAAUUAGCGACCAUUUAGUUGAUAAAGAAAUUCAGGAACUUAUUUUCAUGUCAAAAACUCAUAAUUGUUCUUAUUGCUAACACUGCAGUGGUGAAAUUGUUGUAGCCAAUGGGAAAAGCCUCUCCAAUUGCAUACAAAGGAAUUAUUUGGUUACAUUUGUUGUUUGCAUAACAUAUAAUGAAGAACAAUUUAAAAUAUUGACAAUUGGAUAUACCAGUAUGUUUUGUAUAUCUCAACUACUUUAAUGUGUUCUAGAUACAAAUCUUGCUUCCUCACUGCCGUUCAGAUUCCCUGAUUUCAACAGAACUUUCACUACCCAUUACUCAUACAAACUAGUCUGUUUAUUGCAUUAGUAAUGAAAACCCAACUGGAUUUUAUUAUAGAUUGUUUUCAAAAUAUUAAAAGUGUAUAUAUAUCGAGUCAAUAAUACUGUUUGAAAAAAAGUAUUCUAUGACCAUCAGUUUCCAAGCUUACAGUCAAAUUGUAUAUAGCAAGCAUUUUGAAUUCACGCUAUAUUAUAAUAUAGGAAAAAUAUACAUUUAUUAAAUACAAUGGCAUUACUUUAUACUUAAUAAAUUGAGAAAAUUAUAGUGCUGUCUAUAAUAUGGUCACAAUUAUUUAUUAGAAAUAUAUGAAAAUACAAAUCUGACAAAAAAUAAUGUACAUGUGAAGAAAAAAUCUUAAUCUAAACAAUUUAGAUUUUUUUUCAUUAAAGAAAUCAUGUUCAAUAAAUUUUUUAAUCAGUUGUAUAUUUAUUCUCAGAAAAAACACUUAUAAAAUGGAUAUAUGUAGUUGGUGUUUUCAAGGCUUAUCCAAUUGUUUGAUGCAUUAUUGUCAUGUUAAUAUAUUGUACUUGAUUUUAUAAAUUUACCUUUAAACUGUGUAUAUAUUUUGUCUGUGAGAUUAUUUAUAAUAUUUACUGUAUGCUAUGUUAGUUUUGAAAAACCUUUUGCUUGUAUUGAAUGUGAUGAGUGACAAUAUGUUUCUGCGAGUAUUUGUUACGGAAUGUGGACCCAAAAACUGAUGCAGAACACCUGAAUUAUUUGCUUGAAAUCUCUUGGUGUUUUAUAUCAAUUGAUAUAGAAAUGAGAAGCCCUCUGGAAAAUAAACAGGCUAAUGCAUGUGCUUAAUCAUAUCAUCCCGGUGAAGUCUAAUCAGGGAUGACACUUUAGUUUAACGGAAUUUAUUGUUAAAAGGAAGUCAUUUCUACAUGGGCAUCCGGUCUAGACGAAGAAUGUUUGCCCUGAUUAGCCUGUCCGGACUUAACAGGCUAAUCUGGGACGACACUUAACGCACAUACAUAAAGUCCAGUGUUCCCAGAGCGGGACUGAAAUACAAUGUAGAGCUUUUUUGUUCAGUACACUAAUAUUCAUGCUAAGUGAUUAAACCUCAGAGAAAUAUUAUCAUCAGAUAUAACUUUUUUUUUCUUAACAAUAUUUCAGUAAGAUAAACCCGAGUAUUUACACUAAUUCUGUUGAUUUUGGAAUGACUGUUUGUUACAUGCCAUAGAAAACCAAAAUGAAUAUUUGUUUGGUUAUGUCCUGCAUUUUCUUUUCCAUAGUUUCAAAGUUUGUAUCUGCUCAUAGUUCUCCAGUCUAGUAAAAAGAUUCAUCUUCUUUACCCACAGGUGAUAACAUGUUUGGGUUAAAAUCAAUACCACAAACAGGUGUUUUCUGUGUAAUCAAUCAUGUGACACUGGGCAGAUUAAAAUGGGUCUUGCAAUAUGCAGCCAGUGUAGCUCCAAACCAGACUGCUCAGUCUGGUCUGUAGCUACCCUGUCCGCUAAUGAGACCUCAAUACAUUGCUUACUUUAUAGCAGACACCGUAGCUUCUGACCAGACUGCUCUAGGCAUAAGGCCAGCCAGCCCACCCACAUUCGUCAAUCUAAUGACCAGUUUUUUCCUUUGGAAAACCUGGUUAAAAAUGGCCAUGAGCUUGUCUGGGCCAUAACUUUGUCAUUUAUUGUGAGAUUUUAAAAUCAUUUGGCACAUUUGUUUAACAAAACUGAACGGUUUGUCGCGUGAAAGAAUUACGUUGAUAUCUCCAAGGUCAAGGUCACACUUUGAGUUCAAAGUUUAAAAAAAGCCAUAAAUGAGCUUGUCCUGGCCAUAACUAUGUUGUUCAUUGUGAGAUUUUAAAAUCAUUUGGCACAUUUGAUCACCAUCACUGGACAGUGUGUUGUGCGAAAGAAUUACGUUGAUAUCUCCAAGGUCACACUUUGAGUUCAAAGGUCAAAAAUGGCCAUAAAUGAGCUUGUCUGGGCCAUAACUAUGUUGUUCAUUGUGAGAUUUUCAAAUCAUUUGGCACAUUUGUUCGUCAUCAUUGGAUGGUGUGUCGCGCGAAAGAAUUACGUUGAUAUCUAUGGCGUUUAUUGUGAGAUUUUAAAAUGAUUUGUUCAUUGGACGGUGUCACACAGAAGAAUUAUGUCCAUAUCUCCAAGGUCACACUUUUAGUCCAAAGGUCAAAAAUGGCCAUAAAUGAUUAUCGCAUAAUAAUUCUUAAAAAUCGUCAUAAAUUAGAUUCUCUUGUUUUGUGAAGACAGCAUACAAAAUAGUCCCUGUCAAUGCGGCACGUGGGGGUAUACGUCACGUCUGUGCCAAAGCUCUAGUUAAGUGACAAGUAUAUGGUAUAUGUGGCAUGCAUAGCUACAGAAGGAUCUGCACAGUCUGGUCAGGAGCUGCACUGUCCGCCAUACAGUAAUGAAGGAUUCAGGACCUUAAUAGCGGACAUUGUAGCUCCAAUCCAGAUGCACUGAUAUGCUGGCCCCAUAUUGCAUCAAGAUGGAGGACAAAGACAAAACAGAUUGCAUAAUUAGUGUAGUCAAUGACGUAAUUUCUCAAAUUAAUGCAAAAUAAUAAUCCACUAUGGUUAAGCUUUAGUUAUCACAAUAUUUACAAUGAAACAAACAUUAUCAAAUUAUAAGGAAUUACAAGAUCUUCUGCCCAAAGUCAUAGGUAUGCAUAAGAAAUGACAGAAUGUAAGAAUGUGCUACUUUAUUUUCAUUUUUCUAUUUUUGUGUAUUUUUUCACUAUAUAAUUUAUUGAAAUAUCUUGCACAUCCUGUAUUAUUAUGUUUGAUUGAUUAAAUAAAAUUAAAAAUCUUG